AUGAGCAUCAUCAUUCACCAGGUCCUGAGUAAGAUCGCAGGUGUGGCCAUUGACGGGGACCUUCCACCACCUGGCUGCAACAUGAAGCUGGUGUUGCUCUGCCUGCUAAGUGUGAUGCAGAUCCGGUGUUGGUCAUCUGCCUCGGUCAAAGACCCUUCCAUCGUUGCCACCAUGAUCCAGCUUAUAUUAGAUCAAAUCCACCGGAUGUGCCAGUCCAUCAACCGGAUUGGAGGCUUACCCGGAAAACCUGAUCAGAACCCGGACGACGUCGCCAUUGGGAAAGAGCUGUUUUCUGAGCCCCUGCCAGAGUCACUGACCACAGCCUAUUGUCUGCAGUUUGGCCCCAGUGUGAAGUUCAUGAGGAUCUUCAAGAGGGCAUUUGGCCAAGACCACCAAGUGGCCAAGCACAUGCUCCACUGGAGGUCAACCAAUAUCUUUGUGGACUUUGAUGCCACCUAUAACAUUGAAAACAUGAUUUCCCUCAACGGCUGCACUGAGGUAUAUUUCAACCAAAGGUGAAGCCUUUAGAGGAGGAGGACUUUCAAGAGGUGAAGCCUCUGGGGAAGUAGUCUCUGGAGGUGAAGGCUCUGGGGAAGUAGUCUCUGGAGGUGAAGGCUCUGGGGAAGUAGUCUCUGGAGGUGAAGCCUCUGGGGAAGUAGUCUCUGGAGGUGAAGCCUCUGGGGAAGUAGUCUCUGGAGGUGAAGGCUCUGGGGAAGUAGUCUCUGGAGGUGAAGGCUCUGGGGAAGUAGUCUCUGGAGGUGAAGGCUCUGGGGAAGUAGUCUCUGGAGGUGAAGCCUCUGGGGAAGUAGUCUCUGGAGGUGAAGGCUCUGGGGAAGUAGUCUCUGGAGGUGAAGCCUCUGGGGAAGUAGUCUCUGGAGGUGAAGCCUCUGGGGAAGUAGUCUCUGGAGGUGAAGGCUCUGGGGAAGUAGUCUCUGGAGGUGAAGCCUCUUGGGAAGUAGUCUCUGGAGGUGAAGGCUCUGGGGAAGUAGUCUCUGGAGGUGAAGCCUCUGGGGAAGUAGUCUCUGGAGGUGAAGCCUCUGGGGAAGUAGUCUCUGGAGGUGAAGGCUCUGGGGAAGUAGUCUCUGGAGGUGAAGCCUCUGGGGAAGUAGUCUCUGGAGGUGAAGCCUCUGGGGAAGUAGUCUCUGGAGGUGAAGGCUCUGGGGAAGUAGUCUCUGGAGGUGAAGGCUCUGGGGAAGUAGUCUCUGGAGGUGAAGGCUCUGGGGAAGUAGUCUCUGGAGGUGAAGCCUCUGGGGAAGUAGUCUCUGGAGGUGAAGCCUCUGGGGAAGUAGUCUCUGGAGGUGAAGCCUCUGGGGAAGUAGUCUCUGGAGGUGAAGGCCUCUGGGGAAGUAGUCUCUGGAGGUGAAGGCUCUGGGGAAGUAGUCUCUGGAGGUGAAGCCUCUGGGGAAGUAGUCUCUGGAGGUGAAGGCUCUGGGGAAGUAGUCUCUGGAGGUGAAGCCUCUGGGGAAGUAGUCUCUGGAGGUGAAGGCUCUGGGGAAGUAGUCUCUGGAGGUGAAGCCUCUGGGGAAGUAGUCUCUGGAGGUGAAGCCUCUGGGGAAGUAGUCUCUGGAGGUGAAGCCUCUGGGGAAGUAGUCUCUGGAGGUGAAGCCUCUGGGGAAGUAGUCUCUGGAGGUGAAGCCUCUGGGGAAGUAGUCUCUGGAGGUGAAGCCUCUGGGGAAGUAGUCUCUGGAGGUGAAGCCUCUGGGGAAGUAGUCUCUGGAGGUGAAGCCUCUGGGGAAGUAGUCUCUGGAGGUGAAGCCUCUGGGGAAGUAGUCUCUGGAGGUGAAGGCUCUGGGGAAGUAGUCUCUGGAGGUGAAGGCUCUGGAGGUGGUGGAGAAGGAGGUGGAGAAGGAUGUGGAGAAUGAGGUUGAGAAGUAGGUGGACAUUUUGGCAAUUAAAUAAUUGCUUGCAAAUAUAAACAUUUCACAUUAAUAUAAUCUGAUUAUUAGUACAAUUCAUGUAUACCGAUACAGUACAUUGAAUUAUAUUACACCAAUGAUGGCACAAAUUCUGUACAAUGAUGAUGGCAUAAUAUACAUGUUAUUAGUGGCUAGGGCAUUCAUAACACUUAAGUGUAGCUCCUUUCUAACACAAGGUUUUUCCCUAGUAGUACUUCUCUGUAGACGUAAAGUGAAAGAUUGUUAAAAAAAAGUGUGAGAGAGUCUUUAUCUGUGUAUGGAGCAGUCAACAGGGCCAGGCAGUAGUCCGCAGCACCAUUAUCUGUUGUCAAACAGGGGCCUCUCUUGGCCCCCAUACAGACUGAUAAACACAGCCCACCACAUAAUCACCUACUACACACACAGGUCUUCUCAGAACCAUAUGUCCCAGAGGUGUGUGUACUGCUCAAUGUGUGUGUAGCAGUUGUAGUAGUGGGGGAGGAGAGUUUGAGUUGGUUCAUGAAGCUGAAAGCUGAAUGAAGAGGCAAAUGUCAGUAUGGUAUUCUGCUUGCAAUGUAUGCCAUAACGUUGUGUCAGAGAAACACAAAUUCUAAUACACUUGAAAUUACAUUUUCAGUUGUUUUGUGCAAAACAAAGUGCAUAACAUUAAUUAGCUAGAAUUACAUCAGUUUGGAAUUGUUUUGCUGGCCAUAGAUUGGUGUUGUCAGCAUCAUACAGGUUGGAUUUCUACUCAGGAUCCAGAAACAGGAAGGUAGCGGGGGGGGAGAUAGCACAACUGUUCAUUCACUCUUUCUCCUGGUUUAGAAGAGAGGACUGGAGUAAGAAAAGGAGUUGGCAUAGUACACACACUUACGUCCCACCCCCAACGGUCAUCAGAAGAUACAUGAAUAGAGAAGAUUUGAAGUCACGUCCAAACUGAGAGAGAAGAGAGAAAGAGGGGGGGAUACGGUAGAGGGGUAGAAUGGAGAGACGACAGCUGUAAAAAAAGAGAAGUAGGCUACUUGCUAUGUCAAAUUGGAUAAGAGACAGGUGGAACUGUUUUCGGGAGGACUGGUUACUUAACAUUUGCAAUAGUCUAAGCAUUGUGAGAUGGUCAUGUAAAAGAAAACACAAACCUCACAAUAUUGUCACCACUGUAAGCCGUGUAAAGUUGACAUCUAUCUCUAACUGAUCAGAUGGCUGGGAUACAAGCUGCUGUGCUACCAUCCUUUAGCUCCUUCUCAAACUUUGUUCACUCUAAUGACAAUAUGAAGGUAUGUAUUCCACUUGUUAUUUUAUUUCUACAUUUUGCUGAAACAAUUAAAAAAACUGGAAUAACUUUGUUUUAAGAGGGUGAGUGUUGGGGCUAAUAGCAGUGUCUAAAUGCCAUUAACAUUUCUUUGAACAAAAUGUUUUGACUCGCAAUGAAGAGGCAUUGUGAGCACAAGCACAGCCUCAUAUCCCCAACAAAGCCAAAACAUUUAAUAAAAUACAUUUAUUUUGAUUUAAGACCUGUUCAAAUCAAAUGGAUUUUAUUUCAAAAGUAAUUACAAAACUAGGAUUUAAUUAUAAAAUGGUUAAUUGCAAUUGCAUUUUUAGUGUUAUUUUAACUUGUUAGUUGGUGUUGUUUGGUUUUUAGAGUAAAAUAUUAUUUCCAUAUUUAUGUGAAGUUAGAGAGGCUUGAUAUGAACUGAUGUUUUUGUACUAUCACACAAGGUGUGGAAAUUUGAGGAUGGCGCUCUCAGUCUGGACUCUCAAACCAAGAGGACGUCACCUGGCAACACCAGUGACCAGCAGCCGGUUCUUCCUCACCUGGACGAUGAAAGUGAAACCUCAUGGGACAUGGAGUUCUUGUUGUCUGACUGGAGCAGCCCAUCACCUGAGCUGAACCCCUCUCUGGACUACAACACUCAGCAUCUUCCUCAACCGGACCAAACUGGACUGUACCAUGAUGGAGGAGGGGUGUUGAAGGACCAAAUAAUUCCAGACAGGCUUCAUAUGGGCAGCAGUAGCCUGAUGGGUGAGCUGCUCACCCCCUUGGAGACCAUUGGUUCAGGCAUACCAGAACUCUACAACUGGUCCUUUAGUGAUGACCAACAGGUUCGAUCAUCAUCAUCAUUAUCAUCAUUCCCCACUCAACCAGACGUGGACCAGUAUGGUUUCACCCCCGGUAGAAACCAGGAGAGACAUGGCAGCGAUAGAGCCACUGCUGUCCUCACUAAGGCCAAAUCAUGGGACUUUGGAAUGGGACACUACUACCCCAAACAAUACACUUCCAUGGUGACCUUUCAAGAUGGAAGAUUCCUCCAAGCCCCUGUCUCCAUGACAACCUCUAUGACCUCUGAACCUCGAACCCACCACUACAGCGUCCUCCAAAACUACCCCCACCACCCGGGUCUAUACCGCAACCAGAACAACUACAAUCUCCACAACCACCACCACCAACAAGCCUCCUCCAGCCACUUCCCCCACUCCCAGCCCCAGCAGCCCCAUCUGGCUGUCUACUCAGGGGUUCCCCCUGGUGACUUGGAGGGGAAGCGCAGCCGCAGGAUGGUGGUGAAGAAGAGGGCUGCCAUCCACAGCUGUGAAUACCCAGGAUGUAGUAAGACAUAUACCAAGAGCUCCCACCUCAAGGCUCACCUCCGCACGCACACAGGUAAGAAUACAUCAAUUAGAAUACAUUACACAGGUAAGAAUACAUCAAUUAGAAUACAUUACACAGGUAAAAAUACAGAGAUUAGAAUACAUUACACCAGUAAGAAUACAGAGAUUAGAAUACAUUACACAGGUAAGAAUACAGAGAUUAGAAUACAUUACACUGGUAUUGAGGCAUUAAUGCAUAAUGCAUAUUCAUUACAUAUUCAUUACGGCUAAUAGGCAGAACUGCAUGAUGGACAACUUCAUAUGGAUAAAUAAUGAUUUAUGGCUUUUAGUAGUAAUGGCUAUUGAAUAGAAAAAGUCUAAAUGAUCCUUGGGAUGUCCCAACUCUGACGUCAACCAGUGACUUAACACUAAAAAUAAACGUUUACAUUUUAGUCACUUAGGAGACGCUCUUAUCCAGAGCGACUUACAGUUAGUGGAUUCAUCUUAAGAGCUAGGUGGGACAACCACAUAUCACGAUCCUUGGGACGUCCCAACUCUGACGUCAACCCAUUGAAGUUGAAAUGUAAAACGGUUAGAGUUAGGUAAGGGUUAUGGUUAGGGUAAGGGUAGGGGUUAUGGUUAGGGUAAGGGUAGGGGUUAUGGUUAGGGUAAGGGUAGGGGUUAUGGUUAGGGUAAGGGUAGGGGUUAUGGUUAGGGUAAGGGUAGGGGUUAUGGUUAGGGUAAGGGUAAGGGUUAUGGUUAGGGUAAGGGUAGGGGUUAUGGUUAGGGUAAGGGUAGGGGUUAUGGUUAGGGUAGGGGUUAUGGUUAGGGUAAGGGUAGGGGUUAUGGUUAGGGUAAGGGUAGGGGUUAUGGUUAGGGUAAGGGUAGGGGUUAAGGUUAGGGUAAGGGUAGGGGUUAUGGUUAGGGUAAGGGUAGGGGUUAAGGUUAGGGUAGGGACGUCCCAAGGAUCUUGGACUGCACUAACCCUAUUGAAUAGGAUACAAUUUACACUAUGAAUUAUCAACACAUUUCUAUCAACAAAUGCGGAGGGAUUACAAUUGCUACGGAGUGUUUAAAACAAGUCACUUAUGAGCCAACUGAUGGCUGAUUUUGACACUGGUUGCUUUUGUGUGCUAUUGAUUCCAUAGGGGAAAAACCAUACCACUGUACGUGGGAGAGCUGUGGGUGGAAGUUUGCCCGUUCAGACGAGUUGACCCGUCACUACCGUAAACACACGGGUCAGAAGCCCUACGAGUGUCUGCUGUGUCAGAGAGCCUUCUCCCGCUCAGACCACCUGGCCCUGCACAUGAAGAGACACACAUGA
This is a messenger RNA of Coregonus sp. 'balchen', 5781 nucleotides long. NCBI's taxonomy places the organism in Eukaryota, Metazoa, Chordata, Actinopteri, Salmoniformes, Salmonidae. The record is from the annotation of a GenBank genome assembly.